Lolium rigidum is the source of this 1003-nucleotide messenger RNA. RefSeq names its product cyclin-P2-1-like. Gene Ontology annotation, biological process: regulation of cyclin-dependent protein serine/threonine kinase activity. Gene Ontology annotation, molecular function: protein kinase binding. The coding region runs from base 117 to 833 and encodes 238 amino acids. The record is from RefSeq and is a predicted model, not a curated record. NCBI's taxonomy places the organism in Eukaryota, Viridiplantae, Streptophyta, Magnoliopsida, Poales, Poaceae. The transcript has a single exon.
CUUCUCCAGCCCCGGGACCUUGCAGUGUAGCGCAGGUGUGGCCAAGAACCAACUAGCCAUUUCAUUCAUUCAUAGGCGUGUCCAAGAUCCAUUCUUUAUAGCUUGUGACCACUGAAAUGGCUUCCGCCGAGGAGCUAGCGUCGGACGCGCACGCCUUCCCGCGCGGCGGCGACGACGGCAGCACGAUGUCGGCGGCGCUGUCGCCGCCGGUCGUCGUGUCGGUGCUCGCUUCGCUGCUGGAACGGCACAUCGCCCGCAACGAGAGGGCCUUGGCCGCGAGCCCUAGCACGGCGUCUUGCCACGACGAGGCCGCCGGAGACGACGCGAGGCGAAUCGCGGCGUUCGACGGCGGCACGGUGCUGGACAUGGGCAUGCGGGAGUUCCUCGAGCGGUUCUCCCGCUACGCGCACGUCUCGCCGCAGGUGUACGUGGUGGCGUACGCCUACCUGGACCGGCUCCGCCGCGGCGUCGGCGACGGCCCGGUGGUGCGCGUCGUGUCGACCAACGCGCAGCGGCUGCUCACGGCGGCCAUCCUCGUGGCCUCCAAGUUCGUGGAGGACAGGAACUACAAGAACUCCUACUUCGCGGCGGUCGGCGGGCUCAGCGCAGCGGAGCUGGGCGAGCUGGAGCUGGACUUCCUCUUCCUGAUGCGCUUCAGGCUCAACGUCAGCGUCAGCGUCUUCCGGAGCUACUGCCGGCACCUCGAGCGGGAGGUGGGCCACGGCGGCGGGUACCAGGUCGAGAGGUGCCUCCAGAAGGCCCUCCUCGUCUGCUCCGGGGAGUCGCGGACGCAGCACCGGCAGGCGCCGGCGGCUGCAGCAGCAGCUCAGUAAGAGAAAGGCAGCCAUUGACGCGUGAAUUGUCAGUUGCAAGCGCACCAGCUCAUCGCCGUGUGUAGUGACACGUGUGCCCAGACGGGCUGUACAUAGUUGUGCUACUUACGUUUGCUAAUCUGCCUGUAUGCCUCCAUUGCAAAAGAGCUGAUGCGAGGAUUAGGUUUUUA